Messenger RNA from Brenthis ino (lesser marbled fritillary), 1221 nucleotides. Lineage: Eukaryota; Metazoa; Arthropoda; Insecta; Lepidoptera; Nymphalidae. The record is from the annotation of a GenBank genome assembly.
AUGGCCACAUACGCCCAAUUCAAGCACGUCGAGCUCUACAAGAUCGGUCAUGGAAAGAAUAGAGUUCCCAAUGCCCCCAAGAGCUGCAUCGCAGAGAUUUUCAAUGCUGACUGCACGGAUGGCGGCAGCCCCAUCAAGAACGGCUCCAGCCGUCCGCGCGUGGUCAGGGACACCCCCACUCGUCCCAGAGACACACAUUCUCGCCUUUUUGGACAGGCCGCAAACAACUCUCAAUCGGCGCCAAUGAUCACAGAUACCAUUCGAAGCCACAUUCAGUUUGGUAACAGCGAGAUGAACGGAAGCCCCGCGCACUCGCCCAAGAUGAACGGCAGCUCGCACUCCACGCCCAGCCGAGUAACAUACACGCCACCGAAGAGGAAUCCUGUGACCGGGGACGGAGUGCCCCUGCCGCCACCGCGCCGCAGACAUCCAGCCGCCAGCCUGCGAGGUGCUUCACCUAACACCUAUCCACUUUGUGACCUAGAUCCCCAACCUACCCAUCGAUAUUACACGCGAGAAUGGCCGCCAGUACCAGCUCAUUAUUACGUAGAAUCUACUACCAAGCCAAUACAAAACAUUUGUCACACUCCUUAUUCCUUAUUAGGCUUACAAACUGAUGAUCCAGAUAAAGUUCAUCCUAUAAUAGAUCCAAACUCUCUUUCUCCCCAAUUAGUUGUCGACAGGCACUGGCCGCCUUUUCCAGCCCAACACUACUUAGAGCCACAUGAAUAUAAUAUUCAGUAUCAUCCUUUGCCACCCCACGCCUUUGUUGGCAUGACUUCUGCUUUGGGCGAACGUCCCCAGCCUGAUUACAAGUAUAAUCCAGUGCCAACUUUGGAUGGACCAAUAGAUCCAUUUAUAAUUGCGAAUUCCGAUCCCCCUCCAACUUUGUUCAGAUAUGAACGUGACGGUCCGAUUCCAGAUGUAUCAUUGCUCCAAACAUCUUCUGGCCCAGGCCCCAGUACUUUAACGGGUUUCCCUCCUAUAUUCCAUAAAUAUGUUCCCGGAUACCUCUUUAGACUCGACCAGCAUGCUGAAGACUUCAAUCAUAAGACGUACUAUGUAGACUAUGUUCGCCGAAGAGAAUUUGAAGGCAACCCGAUCACUGGCGACGGCUACAAAUCUCUCAACGGUCAAAUAAACACUGUGACGUCAAUAAAUGGCAACAGCAGCAUUCUUCAUAAUCGCGUACCGCCUGGUGGAUUCUCCUCUGGGCUCUGG